This is a messenger RNA of Peronospora farinosa, 1218 nucleotides long. The record is from the annotation of a GenBank genome assembly. NCBI's taxonomy places the organism in Eukaryota, Oomycota, Peronosporomycetes, Peronosporales, Peronosporaceae.
AUGGUAAAGGAAGCUUUCACCACCAAUCCGUAUCCAGACCUUAUCCUCUCGGAUGCGGACCGAGAAGAGCUACUGCAGCUAGAAAGUGACUUGAUCCUCGAAGUCUUUCCCAAGUAUGAAGCGUUCGUAGUCAAAGACAAGCGGAAGGUCAAACACACCCAAUGGAAAACGAUCGGUGAUGAUAAGAAUUUACACGUCUACGUUGAGCGCAAAGGAUGGAGUGAAAGCUCUAUAAGUGACGACCCUAUCACUGAAGAACCUAAGGACUAUUGGCAGAAGCACAUUCCAAUCAUUCUCGCAGUGGGGACGUUCGAAGGAGAGUUGAACGAUCUCAUGUUCGGUACUGUCAACCCGAGUCAAGAGAUUAUGCGCAUUAAAGCCUCGUACGUGAAAGAUUAUAGCGAUGGCGCUGUUUUGGCCAACAUCGUGAUGCCAACUACUGAAAAUCCAUUCCGUUCCGUGUCCGUCAAAUGGACACAAAUCAACUUGCCUCUCAAUCAGACUGGCCUGAUCCAAAACCGAGACUUUAUUUGCCUUGAGGCAACAGGUAUCCUUCACUUUGCAAACGGAGACCGUGUUGGCUACCAGCUUCUUCACUCUAUCGACUUCCCAAACACGCAGCCAUUACCUGGAACCAUUCGUGCCAGACACAGGAUCAUUGGUUUCUACCGGCAAGUUAGUCAUAACGUCAUCGACACAUUUGCCUUCGACACCGUGCAUCCAGGUGGCAAAGUUUUUCGGUCUGUCGCUCUAGAAGCUUCCGCUAAGGCUCUUCUUUCCACGACAAACUACGUGGUAUGUGGUCAAGCCAAGAAAUUGACAUGGAGACUUCAGCAUCGACAGGCAGAGACGCGGCUGACUCGACACCGAAGCAGCACUCGAACACUUGUUGGUGAUAAUUCGUGUGGCGUAUGUGCGCAAAAUCUUGCACCAGGUCGUUUUGGAUUCCCAAGGGUGGGUGCUCUAGGUAAAAGUGUUUGUAAGCUUUGUAUGAAUCCUGUGUGUCACAAGUGCAAACGACCCAGGGGGAUCAGCUUCCUCACCCCAAACGGAAAACUUUUGCGGCACAAAAUCGCUUUUUGUGUCAUGUGCGUGAGCGAAGUCACGCACUUGGACGCAUUGUUCGCUGCGCGAGAUCAAGCGGAAGGAUACUUAGCCUACAACGCGAUGGCAUCCCUCUCUGGAUCUAAUAUCCUAUCGGACGACCUCAAUGUUUGA